AUGGAUGAAGUUGUCACUCAAGGUUCAUCCCUUUGUUUUCCCUGGUUUUGCAGGUAUGGCCUGUCUGGCAGUGAUGUCCUGGACAACGUGGCCUACGCUCGGGGCUUUAACACCGACCACCAGACCCAGCUGCUGUACCAGGCCUCGGCCAUGAUGGCUGAGUCACGGUACGCACUGCUGAUCGUGGACAGCGCCACGGCCCUGUACCGCACGGAUUACUCGGGAAGGGGGGAGCUCUCUGCCAGGCAGAUGCACCUGGCCAGGUUCCUGCGGAUGCUGCUGCGCCUGGCGGACGAGUUCGGCGUGGCCGUGGUCAUCACGAACCAGGUGGUGGCACAGGUGGACGGAGCUGCCAUGUUUGCUGCAGAUCCCAAAAAGCCCAUCGGAGGCAAUAUCAUUGCUCAUGCUUCCUCCAUGGGGCGUGGCCAGGGCCGUGACCGAGGCUCCGAGGGGCGGGGCCGGGGCUCCGAGGGGCGGGGCCGGGCCCGGCUCAG
Messenger RNA from Passer montanus (Eurasian tree sparrow), 494 nucleotides. Its product is annotated as DNA repair protein RAD51 homolog 1-like. The record is from RefSeq and is a predicted model, not a curated record. Gene Ontology annotation, cellular component: condensed nuclear chromosome. The transcript has 3 exons. The annotation marks the transcript as partial. Gene Ontology annotation, biological process: reciprocal meiotic recombination; chromosome organization involved in meiotic cell cycle; DNA recombinase assembly. Lineage: Eukaryota; Metazoa; Chordata; Aves; Passeriformes; Passeridae. Gene Ontology annotation, molecular function: double-stranded DNA binding; DNA strand exchange activity; ATP-dependent DNA damage sensor activity.